Radiomyces spectabilis is the source of this 894-nucleotide messenger RNA. Its product is annotated as Snf7-domain-containing protein. Gene Ontology annotation, cellular component: multivesicular body; ESCRT III complex. The coding region runs from base 94 to 777 and encodes 227 amino acids. Gene Ontology annotation, biological process: protein transport; late endosome to vacuole transport; endosome transport via multivesicular body sorting pathway. The transcript has 4 exons. Lineage: Eukaryota; Fungi; Mucoromycota; Mucoromycetes; Mucorales; Radiomycetaceae. The record is from RefSeq and is a predicted model, not a curated record.
UUUGGAGAGCGGCCGGCGGCAGCUUCCACAACAACUCUUUCCAGCGAACAACAACUUCACACAGUCUAGCCAUCAGCUUUGUACAUAGACACAAUGGACUUUUUGUUUGGUCGAAGAAAGACACCGGCAGAGAUGUUACGCCAACAUCAGCGUAGCAUUACCAAGGCACAAAGAGAAUUAGACCGCGAAAGGGAACGUUUAGAACGACAAGAAAAGAAACUUAUCAUGGACAUUAAAAAGUCAGCAAAAGCGAAUCAAAUGAGCGCUUGCAAAGUCAUGGCCAAAGAUCUUGUUCGCACACGUCACUACAUUCAAAAGUUCUAUCAGAUGAGAACGCAGUUGCAGGCCGUCGGUUUACGAAUCCAGACCUUACGUUCCAACCAACAAAUGGCCGAAGCUAUGCGAGGGGCGACCAAAGCCAUGUCUUCAAUGAAUCGACAAAUGAACUUGCCGCAAAUACAAAAGAUCAUGAUGGAUUUUGAACGGGAAAGUGAAUUAAUGGAUAUGAAGGAUGAAAUGAUGGGUGAUGCGAUUGACGAUGUCAUGGGAGAAGAAGACGAUGAAGAAGAAAGCGAAGAAAUCGUCAAUAAAGUGUUGGACGAAAUUGGUAUCAGCUUGAAUCAAGAAGUAAGUGAAUCAGCCAAGCGCUUGCGUGCACCCAGUCUGACAAGCAUGAUUUUUCUUUCUUUCUUUCUUGUUACAGCUGGCAGAAACACCUACGGGCAUCAAAACGGCUGCUCCGGUUGCUUCUUCGGGAGAACGUAUUCCGCAAGCUGAAAGUAUGUCGGCGGAUGAUGCUGCAUUGCAGGCUAGAUUGGAUAAUUUGAGACGUGAAUAACGGAUUGAAGGCAUCCGCAUUACGUUGAUUUGGGUAUCAAUAAUAAGCUUUUUUUU